AUGGUCGGAGAUGUGUGGGCACAGGCGAGGAAUAGCAGGCGGAGGAGGAAGAGGAGGAGGGCCGCGGACGAGGUGCAGAUGCGCGUCAGUAGCGCGGCUUGUUUACGCGGGCGCGGCGCGGGCGGGAGCGGCAAGUGCAGCAGGCAACAGAGCGCGCGUGGCCGCAGCCGCAGCAGCAGUCGCAGCACGAGCGCCCGCACACCCCGCAAGCUGGCCGGCCUGCAGCACAGCGCCGCCAUGGCGCCCUGGGCCGGCGCCGCCCCCGCCGCCUGGGGGUGGCCGGCGCCGCCCCCGCAGCCUCCCGCGCCGCCACCGCCGCCGCCCGUGUCGGCGGCCGACCAGCCGCUCGACUUCUCGCUCGCCAAGUUCCAUCACAACAACAACAACGACUCACCUCCCGCCGCCCACGCCGCCCUCUUGGGCCGCCGGCCGCACGCCGUCACGCCCCCUCGCGCGCUACCCGACGCCGCCUCCGACGCUGCCGAAGACGACGCCACCGGCCGCGACUCGUCGGACAACUCCUCCGACAACUCGGACGUCGCCCCCGCGUCUCCGCCUCCAGGCCAAAGCUCUACCAAACUAAGCCCGCCUCACACUUCGGAAUGCAGAAGAGAACCACUGGUGGAGGAAAAGCUGCGAGGGUUAUACGGAGUGGUCCCACGGUCGCUGUGGCCUCCGGAAGCGGCGCUGUCGUGGUCCCCGGAAGAGGCCCGCUGCACCGCCGCCACGCUGCACGCGCGCCUCAGGGGCAUCCAUGCUGGGGUGGAGCGGGGAGGCGACGCGGCCGGAGACCACGACGCGCUCUCGCCCACACGCGCAGGCAGCAGCAGCGACUCGGAGGCUGCAGCGCCGGCGGCGAGGGUGGGCGUGGCCGUCGGAAGCCCGCCCGCGCACCGCCCCGCUGACGACGACGAUGACGAGGACGACGACGACUCGGUGGCGUCGGCCGACAGCCGCGCCGCCCCCGCGCACGCCGCCCUCAACCUCGUGACGGAGGUGGUGUCGCAGCGUAGCUCCGGAGGCGGGUCGCCGGGGCCACCGAUGACGCCGGGGGCAGUUCCGGGGGCGGCGUCAGGGGCGGGGGCGGCGUCCGCUUCCGCCUCCGUUCAGGCCGCGCUACUCUCCCUCAACCAGCUGAUGAGCCAGGGACAGCAGCUGUUCUUGCAGAAUCAGCUGGCUGCUGCAGCAGCAGCAUCAGGCUCUCUUGGACUGGGCUCCAGUACACAGCAAGUUCUGCAGCAGUUUGUGCUUUUCCAGCCUGGAGCCACUUCUUCACCCACUGCUCCAGCUCCUGGAAGCCAGGCACAUUUCUUUCUGCAAAGUCGGGUGCAGCAUGCAGUGGCGCAAGCAGCACAACAGCUGCAGCAGUUGCAGAAGCAACAGGCAUCACAGCAACACAGUCAUGCUCAUGGACCAUCUCCCCACAACCAUCAUAACCACCACCACCACCACAAUCACCAUCACCAACAUCACAAGGCUGGUGCAACAGUGAUGAGGACUCCAGAACCACAACCACCAGGCCCAGAUGAGACAACUGACCUGGAAGAAUUGGAACAGUUUGCAAAAACUUUUAAGCAGCGACGCAUAAAAUUGGGAUUCACUCAAGGUGAUGUUGGACUUGCUAUGGGGAAACUAUAUGGGAAUGACUUCUCACAAACCACAAUCUCCAGGUUUGAAGCUCUAAAUCUGUCAUUCAAGAACAUGUGCAAAUUGAAGCCACUGUUACAAAAGUGGUUAGAGGAUGCAGACAGCUCAGCAAGCAACCCCGGCUCCUUAAGCAACCCUCUGACAACACCAGAGGCUGUAGGCCGUCGUCGCAAGAAGCGCACAUCUAUUGAGACAAGUGUCCGUGUAGCACUUGAGAAGGCUUUCCUACAGAAUCCAAAGCCAACAAGUGAAGAAAUUGCUGUGCUUGCUGAAAGUCUGGUCAUGGAAAAGGAGGUGGUGCGAGUAUGGUUCUGUAACAGGCGCCAGAAGGAGAAGAGGAUCAACCCCCCGAGUGCGGCGAUGGGCGGGCCACCCGGCAGCAACACCCCUAGCAGCGGCAGUGCCGGCGGAGCGGGCUCCGGGAAUGGCAGCACUGGCAGUACCACCGUGUUUGGCCACCUGGCUGGGCCCCUGGCUGCCACAGGCGCCCUGAGCAUCAACGCCCACGCGCACGCCCACCCUCACCCUCACCCUCACCCACACCCGCACCCGCAUGGCCCACUGUCGCUCGUCACAGGUGUGGGUGUAGGAGGACCUACAGCGAAUUACUCUGCUCCUGCUGUCAAGACGGAAUGACCUUUCUGAACUGUCAUGCCAUGGCGCAUGACAUAUUGACUGCUCUCGAUUGGUGGCAGUGUGGUGUCAUUCUCUACAUCAGUGAAUAUGUAUUCUGAAAGUAGCUGUAAAAACAGUGUAAAUAAUGGUCGAAGUCAUUCAGUAGAAGAAGAGCAAGAAACUGGACAGCUAAUCGCAUAACUGCAGACUCUUUAAGCGUGUGUAAACUACCCAGUUUUACAAAUUCAUUUGUAUCUGCUGGUGUAAUAGAAUCUAUUGACUUGGCACUGUCAAAGUGUCUGUAACAUAGUGUAAGUUAAGAGUGAAUUAUAUUGGGACAAUGUUGCAAACUGGCCACAGCACCAUGGGGAUGGGCCACUAUCACACUAUAUGAGGCUUGAUGGGGUCAAAUAAUGUUUUUAAAAAGUAAGGUCUUCUGUGUCAUAGAUGAUAGGAUGAGUCAGAUAUUACCAUGCUAAUUUUUUACAAAAAUAAUAAAUAAUGUUCUAUUUGUGGUAUUUAAUCUUCAUCACAGCCAAUACAGAACAAUUUGUUUAACAUUUCUAUCACAAAAAUUUAUCAAAAUAUGUAAAGUUUUACAUUGAGAAGUGUUUUACUCAUUUUGUCCAUAAUGAGAUCAGUAGUAAUCAUUUAUAAAUUUCCAAAGAAUAUUUGACCAAGUUAUUGCCUGAUCUCAAGAAGUAUAAUUUUUUAACUGUAGCAAACUAAAUUUAUGGACUCCCUUUUGGUACUUCUUGCUGUUCCUCAGAGAUCAUUACAUUAUGUAACGUAUUUCUUCCAUGAAGAGAGUGAAAGGAAAGUGUAAUAGUGGAAAAUGUCUUCCAUCAAAGAAGUUCCUAUCAAUUCUAGUAUUAUCUGAUAUGUAAAUGCAAUAUAUAGUCGUUUGUUUGCGUGUAAUGUCCUCAUUCAUCGGUUGAACUUUUUUGGAAAUGCCAUUAAAUUUGACCCAUGCUCAUGUGCUGAUGGUCAGCAAACAUAUGUUCAUAUGUAGGUGUGUGUGAUCAAGACAAUGCCGUACCUAUGCACCCCAUGUACCCACCCGUCAAAGCAGGGUUCCUCAUCAAAUUCUGGGCAGGACAUGGGCAGCUGUGUGCGGCACAACCCGAACUCUCGACUUUCAUUCUCUGCUUGUCAAGAGGACCAAGAAUAAAGUGAAAGUUCCUAUUGCCAUCUUGGCACAACCAAAUAUGGUUUGAAAUGUCGAAUGAGUUUCGGUUCUUUUUUAUUUCAGUGUGAAAACAGAUGUAUUGUGUACUCUUUUAAAUUUAAAUUAUGAUCAUAAAAGCUAAAAAUAUAAUAGCAGAGUUCAUCAUUUUAAAAUUCUGCUUAAUAUUGUUACUUUUCACUGAUUUCUUCCUAUGAAAGAUCUUCUCAGUCUGCUUUUCUCUGUGUUUCCACCAUUGCAAAGGACGUUUCUUGGAAAUACCAAAAAUUAAGUUACCUCUGAGGUCAUACAAGUGUUUUUAUUUUCCUUGGGCUGUUAACCGUUAUUGUUGUAGGAUAUCGAUGUUAUUACUUUAUACCUGAUUUUGUUUAGAAUUUGGAAUAGAUUGACCAAAUGUAAGCUAGUAGCAACCUAUAUUAACAAAUGGUCAUGGUGUUUAUAUGACCUUUUGUACUGUUGUGUACUAUCUUGUGACUUCCUUCUUUUCCUUCUUGCAAUUACUCAUUGCAAAAAAAGUCAUGUGUAUCUAUUCACUACUGUAGACUAAAUAUGAGCUGUAUUGUAAAUCUAUUGUUUCUAAUCUAUCCACUUCCAAAGACUACAGACUGAGGCUAUUGAAGGUGGCUUCAAAAAUUCUUUUUUAUUGGUGUGAUAUAUGUCGUCCAUAUUUGUUUCUUAAGGUUCAUUGGUACAGAAUAUUAGGUUCUGUGCCAGCUUACUGUGGUAUUCUAUAAAUAGAAAAUACACAAGAAGUAGGAACCAUCUGUUGUCAGCAUGUGUCUUGUCAUCUUGUCACAGUAACACAAACUUUAUAUAUCACAUUGUGUUAACUUAGAUGUUUAGAAAUGAUAUAAUAAAAACUGAGCAUAAAAUGAACCAAUCAAAUUUCUGGCCUCAGGAGUGUAAAUUACUUAUUUUAAACCUAUUACUUUGAUUGGUUCAUUCUGAGAACUCUACUUGUAAAAGAAAUAUAUAGCUGAUGAACUUCAGUUUUUAAAGAUUUUUCAAAUAUAUUAUGAGCAAAGAUGUUUUUCAAUUUUAUGGAAGUUUGUUGAUGAAGGAGAUUUAUAUAUUUGUGUCUGUGGAGAGAUGAUGUGAAACCUGAAAAGGACUCCUUCAGAGCAGCUAUCCUUUUAUUUUAUGACUUAUUUCAAACAAUUUUGAUACAUAUCAUUCUGAAUUUGGUGUACAAAUUACAAAAGUUGUUUUGUUACUUAUCUGUUAGAUAUUUAAAUUGUUUGAAGUUUGGUGAGUUGACUGUUUUAAUGCCAUUUGCACUGUACAGUGAUUGCUUAUGCUAAAACUGAUAUAUGUAAUUUUUUUCCACACACAAAGCAGCCACCUGCCACUUUGUUACUGCCUUACAUUAUUGUUUCUGUUCAGAAAAGAUGUACACCCUGCCAGUCCUUACAUGGUUUAAGUUAUUAUGCUUCAUACAUGGCCUAAUCAAUUAUCUGUCAAUUUCUUACACUGUGGCUGAGUAAAAUUGUGCUGCUAUUCUGUUGUUUUCUACAAAGGACUCCAAUCAUUGCGGGUUAGCAAAUUUUGUCCUUUUGAACAUGUCAUUGUUUCAUGAUCUUGCUUAAUAUUAUAAAGUGGGAAAAACUUCCAUAUGUAUAUCUAAUAUUUUAUUCUACAAUACAUACAAAGUGAAAUAAGAAAAAAAUAUUUGAAGUUGUGAACUUUGUAAGAUAUAUUCCAUUCUUUUUACAGGUAUGACUUAAUUAAGCAGUUGAGUGCCCCCCCCCCCCCCCCAAAAAAAAAAGCCAAACUUAAAUAAGUUGUGAAGCAGAUUUGCUAUUGUAGACAGCAGUUAACUCUUGUUUCUGCAUGAGUGUACUGUUUAUAAAGUCAGCAGAGAAGUAUUUUGAUUAAGGAAAAUAUCCUAGCUAUGUCGCUGAUGUACUUUCUCCACAGUCAUUAUUCAAUGUGAACUACAUUUCUGAUCAGUGGAGUUCAGUAUCAAAACAGCUACUAAGCAAAUGAAAGUGAAAUAUGUUAACUGUACCAUAGAUAACACUAUUUAUAACUUUACUUUGUCCAUUGGCAGUGUUGAUAUUUCAGUUUGUAACAAAUGAGAAUUGGUCAGAUAAGAAGAUACAUUUGGUAGUUGUGUCUUGUUAUAGCUGAAUUUUUAUUAUGAAACAUGUCACUUAAAUGGAAAGUGAGAUUUAUGUUUAAAUAUUAAGGCAGUAGAUAUUCACUUACCUGCUGACUAUUUGCAUCAUAUAUCUUCUGUGUCUGCAAUCUUCUCCAUUUUAUUCCAUCCAAAAAACUGCUGACAAACAAGUAACAAGGUGUGCAGUGGUGUUACACAAUACUAUGGGUUCAGAAAACCUAACCAAGAGACAUAAGAAAAGGGAAUUAGUUGCUUGUAAAUGAAGGGUGUGUGUGGAGAAAUUUUGUUUCUAAGCUAAAGGUGCUAGCAAAUAACAGAAAUAUUCUAGAUGUAUGAACAUCAGAAGGUAGCUUCAUUUUUGUUACACAUUUUGUUUAAAUGAUUUGAUGAUUGUAUAUUUAAUGAACAAUAAGUUUUUAUAUAAAUACUUGUGUUUCAAAGAUAUAAUUUUGCCAUUGUUAAUACGAGGUGUAAGAGUGGGGGCAGGGGAACAAGUACAGGAUAUGCACAUUGGAGCUACCUGGUUGUACAGAAACUGUAAAGGAAAUAUAUGUUAUAUUAUUUCAUGGUGUUUUGACAAGUAAUGCAUAUCUGUACUGUACCUGCCCUCUGAUUAAUGAAGAAAUAGGCAAUAAAAUUAUAUUGCACAUUA
Schistocerca piceifrons (Central American locust) is the source of this 6219-nucleotide messenger RNA. It is a transcript of the gene nub, whose product is annotated as protein disconnected. Gene Ontology annotation, molecular function: RNA polymerase II cis-regulatory region sequence-specific DNA binding; DNA-binding transcription factor activity, RNA polymerase II-specific. The record is from RefSeq and is a predicted model, not a curated record. NCBI's taxonomy places the organism in Eukaryota, Metazoa, Arthropoda, Insecta, Orthoptera, Acrididae. The transcript has 11 exons. Gene Ontology annotation, biological process: regulation of transcription by RNA polymerase II. Bases 1 to 2283 code for a protein of 760 amino acids.